Messenger RNA from Solea senegalensis (Senegalese sole), 5804 nucleotides. Its product is annotated as ras-specific guanine nucleotide-releasing factor 1-like. Gene Ontology annotation, cellular component: plasma membrane. Gene Ontology annotation, molecular function: guanyl-nucleotide exchange factor activity; protein binding. The record is from RefSeq and is a predicted model, not a curated record. The transcript is spliced from 27 exons. Bases 417 to 4190 code for a protein of 1257 amino acids. Gene Ontology annotation, biological process: Ras protein signal transduction; positive regulation of GTPase activity. Lineage: Eukaryota; Metazoa; Chordata; Actinopteri; Pleuronectiformes; Soleidae.
CACGUGUGUAGGCAGUGCACGCGGACACUUCGGUCCUCAUCAUGAGUGCUUCAGGCUCAUGACGACGGAAGGCUUUUCCCGAACACCACGGCGUGAGGUUUGUUUUUACAACAUCAGACCUGAAGCGUGGAUUUAACGCGAGUCUCGCACCUUUCUUCUUCUUCUUCUUCUUCUUCUUCUUCUUCUUCUUCUUCUUCUUCUUCUUGUUUUGACCGCGACAAAACGUUAGUCUGGCCGCCGUGAAUGGGCACACAGGAGUGGGCUGCUGCCCACCAAGUCUGACUGUGUUUCGGAGCGGCUGAGAAGAAGAAGAAGAAGAAGAUAAGAAGAACAGAAGAAGAGGAGGAGGAGGAGGAGGAGGAGGAGAAGAAGAUGUGAUAAAUCCGCAGGCACCGCCGCAGAUCUCAGCCAACAACAUGCAGAAAGGGAUGAGACUCAAUGACGGACACAUCACCUAUCUGGCUCUUUUGGCGAAGAAGGACGGCACGAGGCGAGGCUGCCUGAGUAAGAAAAGCUCCGACAACACAAAAUGGCAUUCAAAGUGGUUCGCUUUGUUGCAGAACAUGCUGUUUUAUUUCGAGAACGACUCCAGCUCACGCCCCUCCGGACUGUACCUGUUGGAGGGAUGUGUUUGUGACAGAGCACCGUCACCCAAACCCUCUCUGUCAGCCAAGGAAUGUUUGGAGAAGCAGUAUUAUUUCACUGUCACGUUUAAUCAUGACAACCAGAAGGCUUUGGAGCUGCGCACCGAGGACGUCAAGGACUGUGAUGAGUGGGUUGCUGCUAUCACACAGGCCAGUUACAGGAACCUGGCUACGGAGCAUGAGACCCUCAUGCAGAAGUACCUCCAUCUACUCCAAAUCGUGGAAACAGAGAAAACGGUUGCCAAGCAACUUCGACAACAGAUAGAGGAUGGGGAAAUCGAGAUAGAGCGUCUAAAAGCCGAGAUUGCUGGACUGCUCAAGGACAACGAGAAAAUCCAGUCAAAUCCAGAAGUGCCACCCAGUGACGAUGACACAGAGAUCAAGAAGAUCAAGAAGGUCCAGAGCUUCCUGCGCGGUUGGAUUUGCCGCAGGAAGUGGAAGACCAUCAUCCAGGACUACAUUCGGUCCCCACAUGCCGAGAGCAUGAGGAAGAGGAACCAAGUGGUGUUCAGCAUGCUGGAGGCUGAGGCGGAAUACGUCCAGCAACUCCACAUCCUGGUCAACAACUUCCUGCGGCCGCUCCGCAUGGCCGCCAGCUCCAAGAAGCCGCCCAUUACCCACGAUGAUGUCAGCAGCAUUUUCCUUAACAGUGAGACCAUCAUGUUCCUGCACCAAAUCUUCUACCAGGGUCUGAAGGCCAGGAUAUCCAGCUGGCCGACAUUAGUUCUGGCGGACCUGUUCGACAUCCUGCUGCCUAUGCUGAACAUCUACCAGGAGUUUGUGAGGAACCACCAGUACAGCCUGCAGAUCCUGGCCCACUGCAAGCAGAAUCGUGACUUUGACAAGCUGCUGAAGCAGUACGAGGCCAAACCUGACUGUGAGGAGAGGACGCUGGAGACUUUCCUCACCUAUCCCAUGUUUCAAAUCCCUCGUUACAUCCUGACGCUGCACGAGUUGUUGGCUCACACGCCCCACGAGCACGUGGAGAGGAAUAGUUUGGACUAUGCUAAGUCAAAACUCGAGGAACUUUCCAGAAUCAUGCACGAUGAGGUGAGUGAGACGGAGAACAUCAGGAAGAACUUGGCCAUUGAGCGGAUGAUUGUGGAGGGCUGUGAAGUUUUGCUGGACACCAGCCAGACUUUCGUCAGGCAAGGUUCUCUGAUCCAGGUACCAAUGAGUGAGAAAGGGAAGAUUACGAGAGGCCGACUGGGCUCUCUGUCUCUGAAGAAGGAAGGAGAGCGACAGUGUUUCCUCUUCUCCAAACAUCUCAUCAUCUGUACCCGAGGCUCCGGAGGAAAACUUCACAUCACUAAGAAUGGAGUGGUCUCUCUCAUAGACUGCACACUGAUGGAGGAGCCAGAGGGCACAGAUGAUGAGUCCAAAGGGGAGCGGAGUGGCCAGGAUGCAGAGCAUCUGGACUUUAAAGUGAUCGUAGAGCCCAAAGACGUGCAGCCUUACACCGUCAUCCUGGUGGCUUCAUCCCGACAGGAGAAGUCAGCAUGGACCAGUGACAUUAGCCAGUGCAUCGACAACAUCCGCUGCAAUGGUUUGAUGAUGAACGCCUUCGAGGAAAACAGUAAAGUCACCGUGCCACAGAUGAUUAAGUCGGACACAAGCCUGUACUGUGACGAUGUUGACAUUCGCUUCAGCAAGAUGAUGAACUCCUGUAAGGUGCUGCAGAUCCGCUACGCCAGUGUGGAGCGCUUGUUGGAGCGGCUGACCGACCUGCGCUUCCUUUCCAUCGACUUCCUGAACACCUUCCUCCAUUCUUACCGUGUCUUCACCAGCGCCGACGUAGUGCUCGACAAGCUUAUCACCAUCUACAAGAAGCCAAUCAGUGCCAUCCCUGCACGUUCUUUGGAGCUUUUCUUUGCCAGCAGCCAGAACAACAAAUUCCUCUACGGUGAGCCACCCACGUCACCGCGUGCCAGCCGCAAGUUCUCUUCUCCUCCUCCACUCACCAUAACCAAGACAUCCUCGCCCAACCGCCAUCGCAAGCUUUCACUCAACAUCCCCAUCAUCACAGGGGGCAAAGCCCUGGACCUGGCUGCACUCAGCUGUUCUCCAAAUGGCUACACAAGCAUGCACACUACCAUGUCCCCCUUCAGUAAGACCACCCUUGACAUCAACAAACUGUACGUGUCGAGCACCAUGGCCAGCAAAAUCCCCGAUGAGGGCGAGCCCAAAGCUGAAGGCAAAACUGAGGAGUGUGUCCUCAACAAGCAAGAUUUGUCAGUGAGAGAGGAAUGUGAUGAAGACCCGGGUCACACCGACGAGACCGAAGCAGAAAUGUCUCCUCCUAAGUCUCCGUCAACACCUAAGAAUGUCAAGUCUAAGAACUCGGAGUUUUCCCUGUUUUCCUUCAACAAUGGCAUGGUGGUGUCAUCCUGCCGGGAGCUGGACAAUAACCGCAGUGCCCUCUCUGCUGCCUCGGCCUUCGCUAUUGCUACAGCUGGGGCUAAUGAAGGCACACCAACAAAGGAGAAGUACCGCCGCAUGUCCCUUGCCAGCGCAGGUUUCCCCACUGACCAGAGGAAUGGCGACAAAGAGUUCGUUAUCAGAAGAGCUGCGACAAACAGAGUCCUGAACGUGCUGCGUCACUGGGUCUCCAAACACUCACAGGAUUUUGAGCUGAACACAGAGCUGAAGAUGCGGGUAAUCGGCUUCCUGGAGGAAGUGAUGCAUGACCCAGAGCUCCUGACGCAGGAAAGAAAGGCAGCUGCCAACAUCAUCAGAACUCUUACUCAGGAGGACCCCGGAGACAACCAGGUCACCCUGGAAGAGAUCAUUCAGAUGGCCAGGGAAGACUGUAAGACUGAACCAUUUGAGAGCCACUCUGCCCUGGAGAUUGCUGAGCAACUCACUCUUCUGGACCAUCUGGUCUUCAAGGUCAUUCCUUACGAGGAGUUCUUUGGUCAAGGCUGGAUGAAGAACGACAAGAACGAGAGAACUCCGUACAUCAUGAAAACAACCAAGCACUUCAACGAUAUCAGUAACAGGAUCGCCACAGAGAUCCUGCACUGGGAUGAUGUCAACCUGCGUGCGGCAGUCAUCGAGAAAUGGGUGGCAGUGGCUGACAUCUGCCGCUGCCUCCACAACUACAACGCCGUGCUGGAGAUCACGUCCUCUCUGAACCGCAGCUCCAUCUUUCGCCUCAAGAAGACCUGGCUCAAAGUCUCCAAACAGACAAAGACUGUGAUCGACAAGUUGCAGAAGCUGGUGUCCUCAGAGGGACGCUUCAAAAACCUGAGAGAAGCUCUGAAGAACUGUGACCCUCCGUGUGUCCCUUACCUGGGAAUGUACCUGACUGACCUGGCCUUCAUUGAGGAGGGAACGCCCAACUACACUGAAGACAAUCUGGUCAACUUCUCCAAGAUGAGAAUGAUAUCUCACAUUAUCAGAGAGAUAAGACAGUUUCAGCAAACAGCUUACAAGAUUGAUUAUCAACCAAAGGCUGCAAAGUACUUGUUGGACAGUAGUGCAGCGCUGGAUGAGGAGAGCCUGUAUGACGCGUCUCUGAGAAUCGAGCCCAAAUCGUCAUCAUGAAGAGGAUUUGGCUCAGUGCUUAUAUGGACUGUACAGGAACACUAUAUCAUAAUGUACAUAUACUAUUCUUUCUAUUAGACACAGUAGGUCGUUCUCCUCUAGUAUGUGCUCCCUAAUGAACCCAUUGUGUAUAACUGUUAGUAGAGACUGAGUAGAAGCCCACAGAGGUUUUAUUUAUCUAGUCAAAGAGUAUUUAUAUGUUAUUUAUCGUGAGUUCUUUUCAACCACAGGGAAAAAAAAACAACAAAAACAAAGAGAUGAGAGAGUAUUAAGAUAUGAUAUAGUAUAUCACACUGGGAAUACGCUGUAUGUUGAGACAUGGUCGUCACAUUUGACACAUGAUGAUCAACUCCCACAUUUCUGCUCCCAUGUCAAAAUCAAUUGAGAACUUCACAUCACUGCAAACGUAUUUAAACUUUAUUUAAAGGCCCUUGCUCUAUAGGUGCAGAAGCCACUGCUUCUUCCACAAGUGUAGACUUUACUAUGAAUAGCAUGUCUGCUAAUCCUAUAGCUGCAUGAGUGUUCAUGUCAACUUGUACUGUAAUUCAGCUAGGGAUCGACGGCAGACUCCUCCGACGUGAAUUUAAAGAUGAAUGGCACAAAAGUAGAUGAAAUUAUGAGUUACUUCUUUGGUGUUUCUUGAAAAUCAUAAAGAUCUGUAUACAUCUUGUUUUCUGUAGCUACUGAACACAGAGUCAGACCUGCUGAUUCUGACUGAGAUGGGACAUGUUUUUUCAGUUUGGAGAGACGGGUUUUUAAUGCUUUGCUUAUUAUUACUUUAUUCCCCUGGUGGGCAACGUGAUGUAUAUACAGUAUAAGCACCGGGCAGUGUAUGUAGCAGAUGUAACCAAUAUUGAGCCACUUCAGGAAGUUAAAUUCCCAGCUUUUACACUUCGACAGUGAGAGCAUAGUUUUUAUGGUUUAAUCCUCUUUGGCCAGUGCAUUAUGUUUUUUUUUGCCUUAAUCAUUAAAUUGAUUAUAUACCACAAAAAAUAUGUAAACUAUUUUGUUCUACAAUUUGCCAAUGAAGCAGAAAUAUCUGCUGUGUACAUUACGAUGUACAGGCAGUCUGAUGCAUUUCCUAAUGUGCAAUGUGUUAAAACAAAACAUAUCCCUCAAAAUGUGUUAUUCUUAUGAUCGUUCAACUCUGUAAUAACUUUUCUGUGUGCGACACUUUGAGACAAAUGUUGAAAACAACUUAUAAGUGUAACACAUUCUGUAUCCUGUCUAUCCCCAUUUGUUAGCAGGAACUAUACAGUAGUAAUAUUGUGCUUAUUAUUGGAAUAUUUGUAUACGUAUUUUUUACAGGCUUUGUAUAGAACACAUAAGCUUAAGUGGCAGGCAUGCACCACUUUCACGUGUUCAAAUCAAAUCUAUAUCUAGAACAGUAUGUGUACUGUAUUUAAACCCCACCCUUGCACAUGAAUCUUUUACCCUCUAACAGGCACAUCAGAUGUUUGCAGUGAGCAAUACCUAGGUGGUAUGAGAAUUAUAUUUCAGUCUGUUUCAACAGCUUGAGUAAUAUUUCCAGUUUUGUAUAAAAGUGUAUUCUUUCCUGAUUACCUCUUGUUAAUAAAUCUAUUCUUUCUCAGGGGGAGAAGGGUCUGAAAGCUG